Molecule: messenger RNA, 3281 nt
Organism: Pocillopora damicornis (cauliflower coral)
Lineage: Eukaryota; Metazoa; Cnidaria; Anthozoa; Scleractinia; Pocilloporidae
Product: H(+)/Cl(-) exchange transporter 7
Biological process (GO): transmembrane transport; chloride transport
Cellular component (GO): intracellular membrane-bounded organelle; lysosomal membrane
Molecular function (GO): chloride transmembrane transporter activity
Source: RefSeq, a predicted model, not a curated record
GGAAUACUUGAUCAGCUGAGGAACACCUGAUAAACAGGGGGAAAUAACACUUUUACACUCAUGCAGAGGUCACAGCGAAUGAAAAACGUGAGCACAAUGAACACCGAAAAUACCCCACUGAUCGUUACCCAGGACGAUCCGUUUAUUCAAAGUUCAAGUCUUCCUCGUCGAAGAUAUGUCACAGAAGAACCCAACAGUUCGUACAGAGAAGUGAGAGAGAUUAGAGAGAGUUUAACCAAAAAUGGUGUCGCGGCAGAACCAGGAAGUCUUCAGAAAAUAUCUUCAAAGUACGAGAGCUUGGACUAUGAUACUCCUGAAAAUUCACUUUACUUCAGAGAGCAGAAGUCCUAUACCCCAGAGGAACGCCUUCGAGUUAACAUUAACAGAUGGGUCGUUAUGUUUAUCAUUGGAUUUGUCACUGCAGUUAUUGCUUUCGCUAUAGACGUGUUGAUAAUAAUGUUGGCAGGGUUUAAAUAUAAUGUAAUUAAAGACUAUAUUAGCCAAUGCACCAGCGGAAAUUGUAUGUCCAUUCCUUACUCAUUAUGGGUUGUACUAGAUGCUCUUAUGGUUUGCAUUGCAGCUUGCUUGGUUGUUUAUGGAGAGCCUGUGGCAGCAGGGAGUGGUAUUCCACAAAUCAAAUGUUACCUCAAUGGGGUGUUGGUACCACAUGUUGUCAGAAUAAAGACCUUGUUCUGCAAAACAGUUGGUGUUGUAUUUUCGGUGGCAGGCGGCCUGGCCUGUGGUAAAGAAGGUCCCAUGAUUCAUUCUGGAGCUGUAGUCGCAGCAGGAGUUUCACAGGGAAGAUCCACAACCUUCAACAAAGACUUCAAAAUGUUUCAGUAUUUUCGGGAAGAUCAUGAGAAAAGAGAUUUUGUUUCUGGUGGUGCUGCUGCAGGAGUGUCAGCAGCUUUUGGAGCACCUGUUGGUGGGGUGCUCUUUAGUUUAGAAGAAGGAGCAAGCUUUUGGAACCAGAGCCUGACGUGGAGAAUGUUUUUUUCAUCCAUGGUUUCCACUUUCACUCUCAAUGUCUUGUUAUCUAUUUAUAAUGGCACCCCUAUGGAUCUCUCAAACCCUGGACUUAUCAAUUUUGGUUCAUUUGAGGGUCAAACAUAUGCAAGCUACGAGAUACCUUUGUUUUGUGUAAUGGCAAUAGUUGGUGGCUUGCUUGGGACACUUUUCAAUGCAAUCAAUCACCGUUUGUGUAUUUUCAGAAUGAGGUAUGUGAGAAAGAAUUGGUUUCGUGUAGUUGAAGCAAUGAUAGUUUCUGUGAUGAGUGCAACUUUUGCUUUUACGUUGAUCUACUUCUAUGAUGACUGCAAACCAAUAGGAGCAGCAAACAUCACCAGACCAUUACAGUUUUUCUGCCAAGAUGGUCAAUACAGUUCUAUGGGGACCUUAGUAUUCAACACACCUGAGGAGUCCAUCAGAAAUCUUUUCCACUUGGAAGAGUCUUCAUAUGAUGUGGCGACGCUAGCUGGUUUUGCUCCAAUCUACUUCUUACUUGCCACUUGGACUUAUGGUUUGUUCGUUCCCAGUGGCCUUUUCGUGCCUUGCAUUCUUACCGGGGCAGCCUGGGGACGUCUCUGGGGAGUGGCGUUGAGGAAGUUGUUUCCAAAAGGGAACUGGGGUCAUACGGGAAGUUACGCACUUAUAGGAGCUGCUGCUACUCUUGGCGGUGUUGUCAGAAUGACGAUCAGUCUGACUGUUAUUUUAAUGGAGGCAACUGGAAACAUAAGUUUUGGUAUUCCCAUCAUGAUCGUUCUUAUGAUCGCUAAAUGGGUUGGUGAUUUCUUCAACGAGGGUUUAUAUGACAUCCAUAUCAAGUUGCAAGGUGUCCCUUUGCUUGGCUGGGAAGCGCCAUCGAUGGCCGUCGGAUUGAAUGUCAGUGAUAUUAUGAGUCAAAAAGUAGUUUGCUUCAAAUCAGUAGAGAAGGUUGGACGAAUAGUUGACGUAUUGAAAGACACAAGCUCUCACCACAAUGGGUUUCCUGUAGUUGAUUUCCUUGAAUUAAGAGAAGGAGAGGAAUCCAGUAAUGCAGACAGAGACACGGCCCCGUUCGGGACUUUCCGCGGCUUAAUACUUAGAUCCCAGCUUAUUAUUCUUCUUAAACAAAAGAUAUUCUCUGAGAAUAGUCGCCAAGGGAAAAAACAUAACUUGAUGUUGCAAGAUUUCAGAGACGCUUAUCCGCGAUUUCCUCCCAUCCGAAAUGUCAGUAUAUCAAAGAAAGAGAGAGACUGCUACAUGGAUCUUAGACCGUUUAUGAACCCAAGUCCCUACACAGUGCAUGAAAAUGUAUCCCUUUCGCGUGUUUUCAAGUUAUUCAGAGCUCUGGGACUCAGGCAUAUUGUUGUGGUAAAUGAAAACAAUGAGGUUGUUGGUAUAGUAACGAGAAAAGACAUCGCUCGUUUUCGAAUGUGGAGUCAUCGUGGUCAGAUUGGCCUAGAGGAAGUUCACAUUUUAGAAGAAAACUCCAUACACGAUUCUUUUUAAUCCAUUCACUUAAGAACGCAAUAGAUCUCAAACCGACCUUGGGUACUUAAAAUUGGAAUAAGUCUAAAAAAGCUUCUUAUGGUGGCUUGACUAAUUGUCCAAUCUACCAAGACGCCGUUCUCGGUGAGCGAAAACGAAGCUGUAGAAAGUUGUUUCCAUGAAUCGAGAAAUUUGAAAAAACUGCCGGGCUAUGUAGUGAGGUGUUGACUAUCGUCAAUGAGCGUGAUAUAUUUAGUAAUUGAAUUCUUAGGGGUCUAUUUAAUAUAAUUGCGAUUAAAUUGUCAAAAUAAAUGAGAGGUUGAUCCAGGGCGCCGUAUUGAAUCGCGAAAGUUAGAAAAUACUCAGAGGGAGUAUUUUCACCAAUUUUUUUUAAGAGACGGAGUGCAGGGAGAAGUCUGGGGAAGGGAUAGGUUUUCGUCGCCUCUCCCACCCGUCCCUCGUCUACUAUGUUGAGUUGUUACGUCACCCAAGGCCUUUCACGUCUUUUUUUUUACUAAUAUCAGACACGACCCGUUUUUUCGAUACUUUUUUGACGAAAAGAAUAAAUGAGGUAUAAAAAGUUAUAAACAGAAAUUUCAACUAGGCUCUGAGAUAUUUCGUGAAAGAAAAUUUAUUGACAGGUAGAUUUGAAAGUCACAUUUGAUAUAUUUAUUUUUUUAUUUGGAAACAGAACAUAAAUAAAAUUUAUAAAUAUAUACAUAUAUAUUAGAACAAAAAUAUAGAAUAACACUCUGUUAUGGUAACCACUUUAAGAGACCAAACGGUUAAAUAAAGUUAGAAAUACGGUUUUA